This is a messenger RNA of Temnothorax curvispinosus, 4002 nucleotides long. Its product is annotated as protein Star-like. Bases 1049 to 2284 code for a protein of 411 amino acids. The record is from RefSeq and is a predicted model, not a curated record. The transcript is spliced from 6 exons. NCBI's taxonomy places the organism in Eukaryota, Metazoa, Arthropoda, Insecta, Hymenoptera, Formicidae.
CUCUCGUCUGUCGCGUCGCGUCGCGCCGCGCCGCGGCCCCGACGGUGUCUCCCGUCUGUCUCUUUGUUCCCGCCCGUCUCCUCGCGUACACGGUCGUUGGUCGUUGUCGUCUCUCGCUCGAAUCGAUACAUACAUAUGCGUACACACGUAUACAUGUGUAUGUAAUUCGAUGUCGGUCGGCGAAGAAGUCGGCGACCGAGGAGAUAGACGUACGGAGCGAAUCGCGCCGCCAGUGAGCGAGCCGAUGCGAUCCCGUCGCCGUCUCCGCCGACUCCGUCGUCGGCUCCCCUCUAUCCGUCGGGAAUUCGCCGGGCGAGUCCCCGCGACAGUGGUCCCGAGUGCAUUCCGGGAGGAGAAACCCCCCUUCGGAGGCGAAAGAAAUUCGUCGGUCUCGGCGGCGAGGAAUUCUUCCGUUGUUCGCGGGACGGGAUCGGCUUUGGAUCGAAUCGAUUGAUUCCGGCGCAGAGCGACGUGGUAUUGCGGAGUCUUCCAGUGGCGACCGACUUCCGUUCGUCCAGUCGAGAAGGAGAAGCGAUCGAGUCGCCGGAUAUAUUUCGUGGAAUGCCGAUCGCGCGGGGAAUCCCGCUCGUGCCCGAGAAACACAUGGGAGAUCUUCGAGGCGGCAUCGCUGUAAUAAAUACACGGGCGAGAGCAAGGGAGAGAAACCCGGAGAAGGGACCGCAGUGAAUAACUACUUCAAGGGCUCGGGUUCUAUAAAAAUCCAGCUGUUACGAGAAGCACGAGGAGAAUCCUCCGAGGGGCCGGCAAGCAAUAAAAAAAAAACCCAAGAAGAGAAAAAAGCUCGGGAAAGAAGAGCGAAGGGAUCGAGAAGGGAUUGUUGCAGAGAAUGUUCCUUGAAACUUGGGAAGGUCCUGCGUCCAAGGAGACUUGAGAACCAAUCGGGCAAAAUUAUCUCCAAGAUUCUUGAAGACUAAUUCUCUCUUUUUUUUUUCUUCAAACACAAGUGGAGCAAUUAAAGGACACUUAUCUUGAGGACCUGAUGAUCGUCUAAUCGGAUUUGAAAUAUCGCUACAAAUCACUGAACCUAAUGCAUCGAACUUACAAGAUCUCCCUGGAAAUUGGUCUGCGUUUCGAAGAUUCGCAAGUCACUCGGUUCACUUCGGAGGGAGACGCUUGCUCGAAUGCGUCUUGGAAAUUCCGCAGCUGUACCGAGACUCGAGAACGGGAGGAGAGAUCUGCACCGGCUAUUCAAUUCGUUACAUUGUAUUACAUAACAAACCCGCAACAAAUGGCCCCCCGCGGAAACAAAGGAGGCGCGGGGAAACGAGCUUCGGCUUCGAUUGAUCAUUCUCCCGCCGACUCUCGCCAGUCUCGCCGAAUGGCUCCCGCAGGGACACCUUCGUCAAACGGAGGUCUGCCACCGCCCGUAGGGCCCACCUUAACCGGCACGUCGUUUGCCAAUUACAAAAGGACCUGGUGGAGGAGAGUGGCCCCCUGCCUCGCCUUUCUUGCCGCUUUUUCCACCGCUAUGGUUCUGCUCCUUGUUUGGAGCGAAGCCGCGGCUUUGAGGAGACAGGCGUUCGACGCGAACAUGACCAGAGACUACGUGCUCGACAGCGUCUCGAUGGACAAUCCGCAAUUGGUCGCGUACAUACGGCAGGUGCAUCUGAAAACGACGACUCAUCAGGACCCGUUGAACGCCAACCAGACGUCGGAGGAGAAGUACGUGGCCACGUUGUCGCAGGGCAAGCGCGAGGGUGUCUACGCGGAAUACAUCAGUAGGAUAGGCGCGAUUUCCAGCACCGCUUGGCUGGAGUCCAAUCUGAGCUGGCGAGGUGUUCUGAUACUCACCGAGCCCAAGAGCUUCUUCGAGGCGCAGCGAAGCACGAGACAACCGCGAUCGAGGGUCCUCCACGCCUGUCUCAGCACGGACACGGAUACCAAAGAGAUAAAAUACCACCAGGAAUCGGAGGUCCAGGUCACCAAGCUGGGCGACGGUCCUAACAGCCUCGUGUCGGACGACGGUUUUCCUACCACUAGACUCAAGUGCUUUCCUCUCUACAGCGUACUGUUGGCGUACAACGCCACAACUUUGGAUUACCUAAGUCUGGACAGUCCCGACGCUCCCGACGGCCAGGUACUCGACACCAUCCCAUGGGACGUCAUAAGAAUAUCGAUACUGUCGAUACGGUGGAGUCCCCAUCACAGCGAGGCGGAAACAAAGAGCUUCAUCGACAAGAUGACCAGCCGGAGGUACAAGCUCGUACACACGACCGACACCGGAAAGUCGAUUUUCCUGUACGAUACUCUCCUUAAGAUUUGAUCAUUGACUCAGGUUACACAGACUGGUCUGCGCCCGUAUCGCAGGAUGUGUAAAAUAAUUUAAGCGACUCGAGAUGAGCCCAGCCCACCGCGCCUUUUGAUCUGUUCUUAAUAUUUUAUUUCGCCGUUUAGAAAUAUUUCUUUCAGUCGGAAGCGCGAUCUUCUGUUCGACCACACACACGUAAGGGACGACUCGUCGCGGUAUCAGGGACACCGGAAGUAAUCGAUCGCGAAAUUCGUUUUCUCCGCCGAAUUCCCGAGUUGUUAUUAGCCAAGGGACACGGGGUCUUGGACACCCCCCCAAGGGUAAAGCUCGUCGCUCCCGAUUUGUUGAACAAUGUUUACCCACGAUAACAAGUUUACUGAUAUAACAAUCGCCGAUCGAAUCUCGAGGGACUGGCGAGUUCAAGAAUUCCGUCGGAAUUGCUACGACCCUAUUUUGAGCGUUUGAAGUUGGGAGCUAUACAAAACUGUAAGUAAGCCGAAGAUUCAGGAUUUUCGAUCUCCAGAAUCCUCAAAAAUCCCAAGUUCCGAAUCAAAGUUAAAAAUAUGGGAUUAAAUUUCGAAGAAAUAUCCACAAGCUUCGAGUCGAGCGAUUUCAACUUACGAAUUUAAUAUCAAAAGUGUCCUGGUUUCUCGCACAAGAUCUAAAAACACACCCUCGGGUUCAUGUGGUUUCCUUAGAGAUAUUCUUACAUCUAGAGGACCAAAAUUGUAAUUAUAAAUCCGCGGACUCGAAUUCCACUGGACUCGAGAAAUCGAAGAUUCACAUUACUCCCCGGCAGUCUCGGAUCGUAUGCGAACAAUUAACAUAGAUGCAAAAAUUUCUCUUAUUGACGCGGGCAAAAUAUAGUGAUGUUCUAAACGCACGUAUAUUUUGCACGUCGUAUGUGGCGGAAACACACGUGCGAGUCCUUAAAUCGACUUCGGAUAUACGUGACUCUCGUAUCUGUGUCUUAUCGCGAGACACACGUGCCACGAUUUCUCUCACCUUCUUGUUUUCAGUUGUAGUUUUCGCGUAUCGACGAUUACCGACGAACCAGACGGAGCGUUCUUUUAAUUUUUCUAAUCGUGCGAACGACGCUGUAAUAAAGAUGUCGCGGAAACGCAGGAUCGUCCGUCGGACCUCCUGCGACGUCUCGUUACCCUCGCCACGACUUCGACUUCAAAAUCAUGCGACACGUAAUACUCUAUUUAUUUCGUAUACGCGAAUAAUUAACGAAUAAUUAACAGUGAUUAUUGCGAAUAGUUAUUUAAGUAUUUACACAAUAAAAACAAAAGAAAUAUUCAGAUUAGAAAGUAGUCGAGAUACAAACACGAUACACCGUCACAAUUUGUGUUCAAUUCUCGUUUGACUCCACACUGCAAACUGAUUUUCACCCCGAAAUCUGUUCGCACAGCAAGAAUCGUUGGAUACAGACUGCCUAAUCGUUGUUCUUUUGUCUGGCGCGUUUAUAAUCUCAUUUCUCCAUUUUUAUACCAAUGGAAAAAUAAUGCGAUGUUAAUUUAAUUUAGAAAAUGUCAGAUUGUAAAAUUGGCGACUCUCGCGCGAUGAAUAUUUAAAGUUCAUUUCCGCCUCCUGCCGCUUACGUUUGCUCAGGCGAAACGUAACGUAAAAUUACGUUAGAAGAUGGGGGGAAAAUAAGGGCUGGAACCGUAAAGCGGAAAGCGAGAGAAAUUAAUUCCUCCGUACCUGAGCUAAAUAAACGUCUCGUUUAA